Coccidioides immitis RS is the source of this 1120-nucleotide messenger RNA. RefSeq names its product polysaccharide deacetylase. The record is from RefSeq and is a predicted model, not a curated record. The transcript has a single exon. NCBI's taxonomy places the organism in Eukaryota, Fungi, Ascomycota, Eurotiomycetes, Onygenales, Onygenaceae. Gene Ontology annotation, biological process: carbohydrate metabolic process. Gene Ontology annotation, molecular function: hydrolase activity, acting on carbon-nitrogen (but not peptide) bonds. Bases 115 to 939 code for a protein of 274 amino acids. Gene Ontology annotation, cellular component: membrane.
CCUUCGAUAGGUAGUAGGUCUAGGGGUAGAAACCGCACCCCCGUCGAAGCCAAUUCAACCAGAUUUGCUCCCUAAACUGUGUCUGCUCCGUAAACAACAGCAUGCUCUCCAGCGAUGCUCCUCCGCCCCCUAACCCGUGUCUUCUUCCGCUCCUCGUUCCGCUAUCGCCGGGCCCACCGUUGUCGCCGGCUGACGAUGCUCGCCGUCCUCACCAUCUUCAUCUUCCUAACCACUCCUUUUUACUUCGUCUACAAACCCCCGCAGUUCAUCAUCCGCUAUCUCCAGCGCCGCGGGCCUGAUGUCCUGUGGCAUGUCUCCACCUCAUCCAAAGUCGUCGCACUCACAAUCGACGACACACCAUCCCAGUAUACAUCUGAGAUGGUGCAGAUUUUGAAGGAAAACGAUGCUCGGGCUACAUGGUUCGUGAUCGGGAACCAAGUCCCCGGCCGCGAGAAGGUGCUAGACGAACUAGUCCAAAACGGAAAUGAACUGGCGAACCAUGCGAUGCGCGACGAGACAUCCAAGUCUCUUAGUGAUGACGUGCUGCGUGAACAGAUCGUGACUGUGGAGGGCAUGAUUCGACAGGCAUAUGCCUCCGUGGACCGCGAGGAGGAUUUCCCAAAGUACUUCCGACCCGGCGGCGGAUUCUUCAAUCGGAGGAUGCAGGAUCUGCUUGCUCGGCUGGGCUACAGGCUGGUACUGGGCGAUAUUUAUCCCCAUGAUCCAUUUGUGUCCUACUGGAGGGUCAAUGCGAGACAUAUUCUAAGCAUGUUGCAUCCCGGAGGGAUCAUUAUCUGUCACGAUCGCCGGAGCUGGACGCCUCCAAUGCUGCGGGAGGUGCUUCCAAAGAUUCGUCGACAGGGUUAUCGGAUUGUUACUGUGACAGAGCUACUGGAGGAGCAUAAGCGGGAGAUGAUAAUGACCUCACGCAUCACAUAGAACACCUCAUGCCCUACAGGCUGUUCCCUACGGGCUUAGUGAUUGUUUAUGCUUGAUAUCUAUCUUAGACAUUGUUGGAUCUAGCGAUACCCACUGGAAAUUUUUUUUUUUCAUGUUCAUAUAUGGUCACUAUCUAAAUGAAACAAGAAAUUAUGGACAGAAUGCAGGCUCAAAGGACAAA